UUCCUGCCCGCGGCCUCAGGCCUGCCGCCCGUCAUCAGAGUGGGAGCGAUGUUCACGGAGGAGCAGCGAGAAGGACCCACGGAACUCGCCUUCAAGUACGCAGUCUAUCGUAUUAAUAAGGACUCGUCGCUUCUGUCCAAUACAACGCUUGUGUACGACAUUCAGUACGUGCCUAAGGAUGACUCGUUCCAUGCAUCUAAGAAGGGACAUCGAGACGUUUGACUUGGAAGACUUCAAAUACAACUUCGUGAACAUGACCGCGUUUCGACUCGUGGAUUCGGAACACUACCGAGUCCGGCGAGUGCUGAAGGACAUGGAGAAGUUCCAGCCCAUUGGACACAACAUCCUCAACCGCAGUCGGGUCAUUCAGGCAGAACCCGCCCUUAUAUACGACAGCGUGCACGUGUUUGCACUGGGACUGCAAGCCCUCGAGAGGUCCACCACGCUCAGGGUUGCCAACCUCUCCUGCGACCAUGAGCUGCCUUGGAGUGAUGGGUCUUCCCUCUUCAACUAUAUAAAUUCGGUGGAAUUCCGAGGCAUCACAGGCCCGAUCCAGUUCAAGGAAGGCCGGAGAACCAACUUUAAGUUAGACAUUCUCAAGUUGAAGCAACAUUCACUCGUUAAGGUCGGGGAGUGGGGUCCAGGUAUCGGGGUUAACAUCACCGAUAGAGCGGCCUUCUACGACCCCGGCACAAUGAACGUUACUCUGCUCGUUACUACAAACUUGGAGACGCCCUACGUGAUGCUACGGAAGGAGGGCAACCUGACGGGGAACGAUCGCUUCGACGGCUUCUGCGUGGACAUGCUGAAGCGCAUCGCCGUCAUGGUGGGCUUCCAGUACAUCAUCCGCCUCUCGCCGUCCAGGACCUACGGCAUCCAGGACCCCGAGACCGGAGAGUGGAACGGCAUCGUCAGGGAACUGCAGGAUAGUAAAGCCGAUCUCGCUAUAGGCUCGUUUACCAUCAACUACGCAAGAGAAAACGUCAUUGACUUCACCAAGCCUUUUAUGAACGUCGGCAUCAGCAUUUUGUUCAAGGUCCCGACGAGCCAGCAGACGCGCCUCUUCUCCUUCAUGAAUCCGCUGGCCAUCGAAAUCUGGCUCUACGUCCUGGCCGCCUACGUGCUCGUCUCCAUCACCAUGUUCAUCGUCGCGAGGUUCUCCCCCUACGAGUGGCACAACCCCCACCCGUGCGCGCAGGAGAACGACGUGGUGGAGAACCAGUUUUCGCUCUCCAACAGCUUCUGGUUCACCAUCGGCACGCUCAUGCAGCAGGGCUCGGAUCUCAACCCCAAGAGGGCGCGGAGGAUCUCGCCUCUCAGACGGAGAUCUCCUACGGGUCCCUGGCAGGAGGCACCACCACGACCUUCUUCAGGGACUCCAAGAUCGAGACGUACCAGAAGAUGUGGCGCUUCAUGGAGAACAAGAAGCCGAGCGUGUUCGUGCAGUCGUACGACGAGGGCGUGCGGCGGGUCCUCGGGGGCAACUACGCCUUCCUGAUGGAGUCGUCCAUGCUGGACUAUUACGUGCAGCGCAAUUGCAACCUCACCCAGAUCGGCGGGCUGCUGGAUUCCAAGAGCUACGGCAUUGCUACGCCCAUGGGGUCCCCGUGGCGCGACAAGAUCUCCCUGGCCAUCCUGGAGCUGCAGGAGAAGGGCGUGAUCCAGAUGCUGUACAACCGCUGGUGGAAGAACACGGGCGACACGUGCAACCGCGAGGACAGCAACAAGGAGAGCAAGGCGUCGGCGCUCGGGGUGGAUAACAUAGGUGGCGUGUUCGUGGUGCUGCUGUGCGGCCUCGCCUUCGCCGUCCUCAUCGCCAUCCUGGAGUUCUGCUGGAACGCCAAAAGAAACGCACAGAUAGAUCGGGACUGCAGUAUGCAUUUAGGGGAGCGUCAAUUCAAACAAUCGCUCUGUUCGGAGAUGGCGGAGGAGCUGUGCUUCGCCAUGCGCUGCCGCGGGUCGAGGCAGCGGCCGGCGCUGAAGCGGCAGUGCUCGCGGUGCAUCCCUGGCGCCACCUACGUCCCGUCGGCACUCGAAGUCCCGCACCUCAACGGUAACGGAGAGACUGGGCAGACGGGGACGACUGAGCUACGACCUCGAAAAUCCUCCUUAAAGACGUCCUUACACAGCCUCGCUCCUCCUUACGACCUCAAGGUCACGCCGGAUAUCAACUAGCUGAGACGAAGAUAAGAAAUCUGCGGGAGUCGAGCGGGGCUGUUCCUUCUCCAGUGGAGAUGGAGGAAUUUCUUACUUUUAUCUCUUAUUUAUCCUUUUUUUUCUUCUCUGAAUUUGCUUUUGGUCAGUCAAUUUGAUUAGCAAUUCUUGAAGCCAGUGCGAACUCACAGUGGUGUAUAUAUCAUAACAUUCUCUUACGACGCAAGAGAAAAC
Messenger RNA from Penaeus monodon (black tiger shrimp), 2388 nucleotides. Its product is annotated as glutamate receptor ionotropic, kainate 2-like. Lineage: Eukaryota; Metazoa; Arthropoda; Malacostraca; Decapoda; Penaeidae. The record is from RefSeq and is a predicted model, not a curated record. Gene Ontology annotation, molecular function: glutamate-gated receptor activity. Gene Ontology annotation, cellular component: postsynaptic membrane; plasma membrane. Gene Ontology annotation, biological process: monoatomic ion transport.